AGAGCUGUUAGCUAUCCUCUUUUUAAUAAAGGAAAAAUUGAAAGUUGUAUGAGAGGAGAGAAAUAUAUAGACCAUAGAGCAGAUGCAAUGAACAGGCAGAAUCACUGUCAUAUGACUGCAUCUCCAUAUCCAUCCUACUAGUCGUAUUGAUUCCUCAUCUCCUACUAGUCUUUCCUCAUCUCCAAGCAUGAACACCCAAUAUUAGCAGUAUUGAUAGUGAGCUUGACAUUACUGUCUCCUAAGUUUUACACACUUGUAUUAUACUGAAAGAUGCUUCCCCUUUAAAUAACUACCGGUCUCAUUUAGAGCAGUGAUCCAAACAGUAAACUGAAGAAAAACCCAUCUUGCUAAAUGUGAAUUCUGAAUUUUGUGUUGAAAAUGAAUCAACAUUUCUAAGACACCUUCUGAAUGUAGCUAUGGUGCUGAAAAGAAAUUGUAAUUAAUAGUGAGUGUACACAUGGCCAAGAUUAUUCAUUUCACUUUGAAACUGAUGUACUCUGAGUACAUUUUAAUAUGAAAGGUAGGAAAUCAAACACUGAUCCUAGUUUUCCAUAUUGCUGCUGUCUUUAAUUGCUUGCUUUCUCCCCAAACGAUAAAUGCUGGAAAGAGGUUUCAAAGCAUGAGUUAAUUCCAGUCACCCUACAAAGGUUUUGGGUGGACCUUGUUCCAACACAAUGUUUCCUGAUGUUGCCAUGUCAUAGCAACAGUUGCAGUGUAGAGGGAAACACCUCUGUAUCCCUGAAUCAUGCCACACUUUCAGAAGCAGUUGAUUCUUGUGAUACUGAUGGACAGUAGAUUGGAGGAGAAAGGAGAACAUAUUUUAUAAAUAUUUUUAUAAAAACUUAUGAAUGGUGAGAGUUGUUUUAUGCUGGGGAGCUCUCUGAACACUAAGCAAAGAGGAUGGAACAUCAUUUGAUCCCUCCCAGAGAAGUGCAUGGAGAACCUGGCUCAUCAUCUGCCUAUGCUGGACUUCCUUCCCAAGAGUCCCCCAGUAGUUUGAACUUUUAAAGCACUGUGCCCAAAAUGUUUGGACAUGGAUGUAUAAAGUCUAGCCAUAUAAAUAAUUGCCAUUCUCCAGAGCUUACUGAGUGCUUGCAGGUUCCCAGGAGGCUACUUGAGAAGUUCUGUGGGAGCUGCAAAUGCCUGGGAGCUCUGAGAAGUGUGCAUCUUUUAUUUAGCCGUCUAGCUUCAGGCACUGAAGUCUGAACACUUUGGGCCCACAGGGGUCUGGCAUUGUACAGGUUUUUUUGACAUCUCAAGAGACAACCAGUUCUUUCUGGAUCUGGAAUUUUUUGGCCAAAAGGAAAAUAUUUAAAAAAAAUAAGUCUUGGGAAAAAUACAGGAAAAAAAAAAAAAGGAUGCGAUACAGUUUCCCUGAAGAGGAAAAAGUACUAGAUAUACUGAAAUACAUGUAUGUUUAAAAACAAUCCUGUGGAGUUAUCUGAUGUUUAUGGUAUAAACUAAAAAUUGUUUUCUUUGUAAUGUUAAAAUAAUUUUAUUAAUAAUUUGUAGCAGACAGUACUCACAAGUCUUUGGCAUCCGAACUGGAUUGUGUACUGGAUGGAUCCCACAACUGGACCUGUGCACCAAGCUCCUUUCUAGAUUUUUUUAUUAGGUGUGAUGGAAACUUUCUGUGCAUGCAAAAAGCAACUUGAGUAGGGAGAGGAGAGAGAACCCCAUUCACAACACAGUUGAUGCAUUGUUUACAAUUUAUGCCAUUGCUUUGCAGCCUCUCCUAAGUGCGAGCUGCUGCAAUGUGGACAAAAUAGCCCAUUAAAUGACUCUUAGCUUUUCUAGUUUAAGGAGUUUCCAUUUCCCUUUGGCCUGUGCUUGCCAUGUAAGCAGCUUCUAUGCUAAGAGGGGCUUUCCUUGAAGGCCAGCUUACCAGCUGCAGUAUAGCUUGAUUUUUUUUUUUUUCUUCUGUUUGUGGUAACUGGUAAUAGUAAUGUUAUGAGCUAGUUCCUAGUUGUAUUCAGCUCUGGGGAAGAGGAGAGAGGUGGCAUGCAAGAGAACAGAGUUACAGGAGAAAACAUGCAUGCCAGCACUCAUCCCCUCGCUGUAAAAGUCACCUGUUUCCAGUUGUGGGAUUUCUCUACAAAAGCUUGUUUUCUCUUUCUAUGUAAACUUAGUUUUCUUUGAUCUUUUUUGGGCUCAUACCAGUCUCCCCGAGACAUUCUGCAGUCAUUAUCACCUUUUUGGGUGGAGUUUAUUUUAUUUUUUUGGUUUGUUUGUUUGUUUUUAAAUAACUUUUUAACAUUGGUGCAUAUAUGCUUGGGAUAGAGCUCAUGUAAUUUUCCAAUCGUAUUGAUUGUAUGUGAUUGUGCCCUGCAGAGGUAUAUUUAACAAAAACAAUAAAAAAUAAAAUAAAAAAGGAUAGUCUAGGAUAAUAAAGGAGACCAUGAGAUUUGAGUCAGGUUAUGAAUGACUUCUUGAGUUUACUUAGGAAUUUGUAUAAAUAAGGAUCCCCAUCUGCUGUUCUUAUAAAACAGUACUGAACAAACUUUUUGUUUUUUAUUUCCCUCCUCUGUCUUUUGAAGUGAUCCCUUUUGACUUUUUUUUCUCCUUUCCUUCCAUUUUCUUCCCAUCAUAAAAAGGGACAGCUAACUCUAUUUACUGAAUAUUGUGAAUAUUUAUUGUUCUUAUCUCCCCAAACACAAGAAGAGUAGAGAUUUAAAUAAAAGGUGUGAGUGGAAUUCCAUAAAUUGUGAAUUCUUUGUGAGCACAGUAGAACAUUGAAAUCUCAUGCAUGAAGGCUGGCAGUGGAGGAGAUCUUCAAAGGCGUGUAUGGCAGUUUUUGUAUCUUUUGGAAAGUCCUUUUGAGAUGACCGAAGGGGGAAACAACAGAGCCUGCUUUAUCCUGCUCCAAUGGCAUUUUGAUCCUCCAGUAUUUGUGUUUAAACCUUAAGUAAAAACCGUUUUUUACACAUUAUGCUGAGGAGGGAGGGGAUUGGCAGAUGGAAAGGCAAGAAGGAGCUCUGGUCUUGAAAGUCAUUGUUCCUUGUGAUUUCUUUUUUUAAGUAUAAGCCCAACACUAUCAUUUUGUGUUUUAAAAAAAUUGUGCAUGAUUAUAUAGAAAAUGCCAUAUGUGGAAAAACACCAUAUGUUGAAAUGCUGUUUCCUCCCUUCCCUCUAACUUGCCUUCCUCCCUUUGGAAACUGACUCAGCCUCAUGUUACUCCUGCAUAGUGUUUAAGGCUCCUAUGAGUUGCAGAUAAAAAAGGAUUUAUUUUAAUUAGUAGAAAGGAGGUGAUUCACCUUUCAGUCUGUAAAUAGAUGGAAGUGUCUACAAGGUCUUAUCUGCUUUUCUGUCAGCAUUUAUAUUAAAUGAUAAAUUAAUGGCUUACACAUUUGAAAUAUCUCUCAUUUUCUCUCUGGAUUGCAGUGUGCAUCGUGAGUCUCUUGAGUACAGAUUUUUCUCCAGAGCAAUAUAUAAUCUUUCCUGACCACAGUGGAAAAUUAAAUGCCCGACAAAAGCACAGAAGCCUGUGUCCCCUUUUUAAAGUCCCCUUUCCUCCCCUAAUCCUCCUUUCCUUCUCUAGUUGCUAAGACCUGGAAGCAUGCUCAGUGCUAAUUUAGUAUGAAUCCUUUCUUUUUCAGUGAAGUGGUUUCCUUGGGCAAGAGGCAUGUAUAUCCACCAGACAUGAACAAUAAAGUGAUCUUUAAGUGGAUCCUUUUAUUACUUGUUCCAGAAGCCUGCACUUUUAAAAGGCCUGGGACAAACAUACCACUUCAAGAAGCGCUGGAACAUUUUACCUGUUACAUUAUGCUUUUUUAGAGUGAGGGGAGUUCUGGCCCCAAGCCUGUUGUGCAUGUUUUGAUAUCCUCUUUCUCUCCUCGCCCUUGUCCUCUUGUCCACUGUUGACAUUAGAUAGCCUCAGUUGAGUGCAAACUUCAGCCCUUUUGAAGUAUGAGGAACAUCAGUUGUGGAACAGGUAGCAGCUCCUUCACCAAAAGUUCUGCUUUGCCCACUCCUUCCCAUUCAGGAAAAGCCAAGUGUGGCACUCUCAGUGUAUGUUUGCCCCAAGAUGACCAUCUUCCUGUCUAAUGUAUAAGCUUCUUAACUAUGGGGCCAGUCAGUAUGGCUGCAUUUAAGUUCUCUCACCAUCCUGUUUGUUCAUAGCCUUAAUAACACUUGAGCUGUGUAAGCUCUUGUAGGAUGAAUAAUGUUUACAGUGCAGCGCACAGUGUGGUCCUGUUUUCCCAAAUAGUCUGUGAGCCCCAGAGUACUGCAAACACUGCAGUGGUCUGAAGAGUGUGUGCAUUUGCAUGUGCACUGUUUUCAUAUACUCCAAAUCAGAUGGUGAGUUUAUUUGGUCGCUUAGGAAGGCAGUGAUGGCUGUUCUGAAAGAUUGGCAGCUUUCAUGUUUAAAAUGCUUUUGACACUUGACUUAGUGGCAGUGAACAUUUAUUUCCCCCAUUUUAUGGGUGUAGAAAUUAAGGCAGAAGAUUUGAUAGGGGCAAGAGUCUUAUCAAAAUAAGACCUAUGUCAUAGCAAACUAAACUUAGGAAUCCAAGUCCUCUGCUGUAGGAACUGGGUCUGCCUACAAUUCCCUGCAGAUAUCCAGCAAAAUACACCUAAGGCAUGAAACGCCAUUGAGCAUGGCCACCAUUUCUACAGCCUCCUCAGACAACCUUAGAUGCCUUUUUCUUCCUUCUCUCCAAAAGGAAUGACUGAAAGCCUUACAGGUACAUUCAGAUACUUUCUCCCAAAUUCUCGAAUGAACUGCAAGCCACCCAGACUAAAUUGAUCAUGGCUCCAUUGAAAGUUAACACAGUUUUCAGAUGUGGGGGUGAGGGGAGAACUACAGAUACUACACUGCCUUAAAGACUACAUUUUCCCCUCUUUGAUAUCACCAGGGCCAUGUGUACAGGGAACAGAAGGGUGGCCCUAUGCAAAGCCUUGUGCCACUGACUAGACUAGGCAAUCCUAAGUGAAUGGUAUAUGGACUUCCCAACUAACAAGAAUGGUACUGGGAGAGACUUGCAACAUCCCUCCCUUGGACUGAGCAUAGAAGAGACCUUAGUGGCAAAUACUAUGGCUGAUACCUCUUGCUCUAAGCUACUAAAGUACUAAGGACUGCAAAGAUUGAAAAUUUUUAGAUGACUAGUGCAACAAAGGACCAUUACCAACUUGAGGCUACAUAUUCCAUCAUGACAAAAAUGUCUACUUGAUCCACUGACCCAAACAGAACAACUAGUAAUGUUAUUGAUGCAUUUUUCAUAUUGGAUGCUAAAUCAGUGUGUCAUCCAGGGAUGCGAGUUUUGUGUUGAUUCCCUGCCUCCAUUUGCUAUUAAAAAAAAAAAAAAAAAAAAGGGGGCUAGGCACCUGCCAGUUAAAAAUAAAAAAAAUCAGUUUUUGGGUAGAGCAGGGCCUGUAUCUCAUGGUCCCCUUGACUUAGAAGUUGCCCAUGUAUGUGUUACAUGUGGUAGACUAAAUGACUCCAAGUCUGUCUGGCCUGUGCACUGGAAUUUUGGAGUCCUACAAAAAUUCAGCAGCUUUGUUACAGUACUAGCACUGGAUUUUGUAUCUACCACCAAUGAUCUGACACCCACUGGAAGGAAUCUCAACAUUUUUGUGUAUUCCAAUAUGUAUUAAGUCCAUCUUUUUUCCCUUUGCUGUAGGAGGGUUGGUUGGAAAUUCCUCAGUCAUACCAACCUCAUUUCCUUGUCCAGUGGGAAUCUUCAUGUCCAGUGAAUUCCCACUUGAAAUGUGUGGAGAGGAGCCAAGAUGCAUUAUUUUUUUUUUAUUUUUUUGUUUUGGCUACACUAGAAAUGUUUUAAUUUGCUGCAGUCCUGAUUAAAAGGUUUGCAAUGGUCAAUGGAGACCACUAAUGUCAAGGGUUCUUAGUCCGACCAGUCUUCUCUAAACCUUUAAGACCUGAUGCUCAGCCUCUUGGAAAACUAAUCUGGUAGCCCUUUGGAGCCCACUUUCUAGGUUACCUCCGCUAAAGUAAUCCAGCAAAUAGCAUAGCGCACCGCCUCUCCCGGGGGAGAGUUUUAAAUCAGUGCAUGUAAAAGGGUGAUCUGUGAGUUGCUCGCUUGCUUGACAGCAUUAUUCUGGUUUGUCUGGUUUUUUGCCAAGAUCUCCCUUUUGGCAGGAAUAAACACAACUGUGCUUCCUGAGACUGUGGUCUCUUGCAAAACUGGGUGUGUUUCUGGUAGUAUCUGGGGAAAUAGCUUUUGUGGCUUUUUUGCUGGCCUUUGAUGUGAAGACACUGCUGAUUACAGCACUGAUACUGCAUGGCAAAAAUUGGGGCUGUUAAAUGAUUUACUUCGGGGCGGUAUUGGGGGUAGUGACUUCUCAUCAGUCAUUACCUUCAAUGGUUACUGUUUUGUCAGUGACUUUUCCCAGUGUGUAUCUACACACCCCUUAACUAAUGCAUGGCUUAACAGCCACUAUUUUUCAGCUAUGUGCUCUACAGAAAGUGACUGGGCCCAGUACAGAACCCAGUAGCACGGCAUCUCAUCAUCAGCAAGAGGGAUUUUUUUUCUGGCGCUGACACUUAUGUGCAACCCCAACCAAACGGCUCUUUUUUAUUUUUCAUGAAGUGGUGAUUAUGAUGUUAAAAUUACAGAGGAAUUGCAUCUGCAGUCAUUAAGUUACGUUUUUCAACACCCAGCUUUCAUCAGUGCUGUUUGUGUGUAGCGGGGGUAUCAUUAUCUUCAGCUUAUUAGGUGCAAACUUGGGGAUAGGAGCCUGUGAAGGCAAAGCAUAGCAAUCUUGCCUCUGGUUGUUUUGGGAGGAGUAGGGGAGAGAGUUACUAUCCUGAGCUACAGAAGACCAAAAUGUCUGGAGAAAGGUGUUUUCUAAAUCUGUAUUUGAAUUAUUGAACAUUUCUCCCAUUGUUUUAUCAGCAUAGGCUGGGGGCGGGGGGGCAGCAGGCCUGCAGUUUGCCUAGAGAAGUUGAUCAAACUUUCUCUCAUCAGAUUGAACUUCAAAACUUCUCUUAAAUUAAACAUUGCUCAACCUUCCCUAGCUGGUCAUCCACCUUUGACCCCUGACAUCCCACUCCACCUCCUGCCCUCCUACAUUCCUUUUGAGCUCUGGCUAAGUGUACAAACUCAGUGUGGAAGCUAGUACUGACUGGUUUGGACUCCCUUUUAUUUUCCCUGAGCUAAAGAAAUCCUGUUUACUAUCUUGUAUCACGUCCUCAAGGGAAAGCAUUGGAGACACCAGAGGCAGGAGGAUGCAUCUCUUUGUGGUGUUGAUCAUCAGUAUGUGGGGAGCAGUUGCUCCCCAGCAACAUCGGGUGGAAGACAUCUGUACCGCAAAGCCAAAGGACGUUCCUGUGAAUCCUAUUUGCAUUUACCGUAACCCUGAGAAGAAACCACAGGAGGGCGAGGGGCCAGAGGCAGAUCAAGCCAAGGAUAAGAUCCCAGAAUUUACUAACCGUCGGGUCUGGGAGUUGUCAAAGGCCAACUCCCGCUUUGCCGUUAUUUUCUACAAGUACAUGGCAGACUCCAAGAGUGACCAGGGAAACAUCUUCAUGUCGCCCCUCAGUAUCUCCACAGCCUUUGCCAUGACCAAGCUCGGUGCCUGUGGUGAUACUCUCCAGCAGCUUAUGGAGGUUUUUCAGUUUGACACCAUUACAGAGAAGACAUCUGACCAGAUCCACUUCUUCUUCGCUAAGCUGAACUGCCGACUAUAUAAGAAAGCCGACAAAUCCUCCGAGCUGAUAUCUGCCAACCGCCUCUUUGGGGAAAAAUCCUUGGUCUUCAAUGAGACCUACCAAAACAUCAGUGAGGUGGUUUAUGGAGCCAAACUUUGGCCCUUGAAUUUCAAAGAAGAACCAGAGCAAUCCAGGACUGUCAUUAAUGACUGGGUCACUAAUAAAACAGAAAAGCGCAUUACAGAAGUGAUCCCACAAGGAGUCAUUGAUGAAAACACUGUCCUAGUUCUGGUCAAUACAAUUUACUUUAAGGGACACUGGAAAUCAGAGUUUCCUGUUCACAACACAAAACUGGAAACGUUCUAUAAAGUGGGCGGUGAGACUUGCCAGGUCCCCAUGAUGUACCAAGAAGCCAAAUUCCAUUAUGCUGUAGUCCAAAACAAUCGAGUGCACAUCUUGGAGCUGCCUUACAAAGGCGACAACAUCACCAUGGUGCUCAUCCUGCCUGACAGGGACAGGCUGCUGUUGGAUGUGGAGCGGGAACUGACUUCAGAGAAGCUGCAGGAAUGGCUGAGUUCAAUGAAAGAGAUCUUGCUUUCUGUCUACCUCCCCCGCUUCCGCAUUGAAGACAGCUUCAGCCUGAAGGAGAAUCUGCAGAAGAUGGGGCUGCUUGAUCUUUUCAAACCAAAAGCAGCCAAGCUGCCAGGUAUAGUUGCGGACAACCGUACAGACCUGUAUGUGUCGGAUGCUUUCCACAAGGCCUUUCUAGAGGUGAGCUGAACACCUCUGACUUCAGCUGUCUUCAAAGUGGAUGUGCCAGUGCUGUGAAGUAUGAGCUUAAGGACACUUCCUGGAUUUCCAGUGGCUGUUGCUGCUCUAAUGUGAACACUCCUGUACAGUCCCCUGAAAUGCAACGGUGUCGUUUCUUACUGAUGUGAUCCUCUGUAGGUUCCACCACCAAUAUUCCUACACAUCUCAUGGCAAGAGGGCCAGAGAGAAAUUACACUCUCUCUCUCCUUUGUGGCACAAAUGUACAAGUUGCUGCGCAAGCUCAGCCCCACUACAGAGACCAAUAUCCACUACCCUGAACGUGUCCAUAGAGUUUGCAUUUUCACAGAUGAAAAGCUCCCAUGUUAGACCAACAGAUGCAUAUGGACAUGCAGACAGGCAAAGACUCAGGCAAACACACAGGGGCACAUUAAAUGGGUAACUACAGAAGCCUGUUUGAACAAACACAUAUUUACUCGUACAGCUUAAGGGCCUUUAAACUGGCUUAGAUUCUCUAACUGGCAGCCCCAGACCCCAACCAGAGGGCUAAUAAAGAUUGUCAAACUUCAGGUAUACCCCCAUCCAACCGCCUUGAGAGAUUUCUAAAAUAGCAGUGGGUAAGUUACCUAUUUAUAAAAUAGAAACUGAAACAUUGGGAAAAAAACACCUAUAGAAACAAGCUGGCAUUUCUGGAUCUCUCCUGAAUGAUCGCUGACUUGCCAGAAGUGGAUUUUGCUCCUCAUUUGCAACAAUCACAACAAAAGAAGAAAUAAAAUGUCUCUUUUUCUUUUAGGUUGCAUAUGUGAAC
Molecule: messenger RNA, 9185 nt
Organism: Alligator sinensis (Chinese alligator)
Lineage: Eukaryota; Metazoa; Chordata; Crocodylia; Alligatoridae
Gene: SERPINC1
Product: serpin family C member 1
Exons: 7
Coding region: 7187-8389 (400 amino acids)
Molecular function (GO): serine-type endopeptidase inhibitor activity
Source: RefSeq, a predicted model, not a curated record